AUGUCCUCUCCCAAGGCAGCCCACUACAACGCCGCACUCAACACAGCCCUCACAGCGGGCAACUGGCCAGCCUCAGCCCCCGCCACAGCCCCCCGCGGCGCACAGCUCGAGUGGGGCGAGCUCGUCCGCAAGUGGGGCAAGCACACCGGCGGUAACGUCCAGCUCGUGCAUCAUCUCCGCGACAUCUCCCUCGCCUACCUCUCCACAAGCGGGCACAGCAUCUCCAGCUCGGGGUUUCUGGCCCUGCCGAAUAACGACGCCUCCCAGUCGAUCGAAUCGUCGCCAUCUGCGACCACUUCCGCAGACAGUGGCUCUCAGACCACGUCCUCGUUCGUCCACAUUCCCCAUCCCCAUCUCCACAGGCGGCAUAGGAACCAGGGGUCGGUGGAUGAAAGCGUGGCAGAGUCUGGCAACACCGUGAAACCUCAGGCCGAGGGGACGCCCCGCGCAGCAUACUUGUCUGAAGGCGAUCUUGAUGGAGAUGACUAUGAUGACCAGCGGGCUUGGGCGAUUGAUAGAGUAUGGUGGAUGGGAGUAGCGUCUCACAACGCCGAAGAGGUGCAAGAGGGAGUCAGAGCGCUGGAGAGCAGUUUCGACAGCGGCAAGCUGUCUCCGGCCGAUGGGCAGUCUGCCAAGCUUACCCUGGCAUACCAUCAACACGCGUUAGGAAACCACAACGCCGCCUUGAGGGUAUACGAGACCGUGGACUGGAGUACGGAGAGCAGAUUCGGAGUGGUGGAGGGAGAUGCGGCCGUCGUAGAGAGAAUACGAGGAAGGUGCUUACAAGGUAUCUCAUACGAGCUCUCUUCUCCUUCAAAUGCCUCUCUCGCCAUACAAUCAUACCUGUCCACCAUUCCUCUAUUACAAUCCCUCCAAUCCUUCACUCAGCCCAUACCCUCCUACCUCGGCAAGUCGCCAGCCAAAGUAGCUUCAUUCGAGGCCCAUCGCGAAGUCUUCCGCUUCAUCUCCACUGCCCUCGCCCGAGCGGCUGUCCUCUCUUCUCACGAAUCUGGUCAAGAGGCUCGGCAACAGGGUCUGCAGAUCCUUCGCACGUUCCAUGCCCUGAGCUCAAAUUGGCCAUCUGGCUUCCGACCCGUUCAGCGUCAAAAGUUGCUCAUCCUCUACCUCCGUGCUCUCCAUUCUUCCCCCUUCACAUCAGGGCCCUUGCUGUAUGCUUCUCCAGCCCCAACUGUCCCCCCUGCACAAUUGUGGCAUUCUGAAGUGGUACAUGCCCUGACGCAGGGAAAGAACCUGUUGAAUCACACCACCUCCUUCCCCCGCGCCGGGGCGGUCAAUCACCCCGUCCUGCUCUUCGCAACCCUCUCCACCCACCUCUACUCCCUUUCCCCUCAUUCCUCGCUCUCAGAGACCACCCUCGACCUGCUCUGGUGGGCCAUGACCCUUACAUUCCAGUCCCAGUCGAUCUUGAGAAACCUCUUAAGAGUGAUGGUGGAUAGGAAAGACUGGGUGGAUGCGAAAAGGAUCUUUGGGCUGUAUGUGGACCUGGUAUUGAAGGCUAGACAAACAAUGUCACCUGAAGUAAACCUUCAGCUUCAAAAACGCCCUUCCGACGAAGACCCUCAUCUCGAACCCACCCGCCACGAGACGGCCUCAGGCGCCGUACCCUCCCCGCGCCCCGCAGCAGACUCUCCAGCUUCUCCGCACGGGGCAGAGGCGGACGACGAUUAUGAUUUUGUGAGGACGCUUUUGAUGGGUGCGAGGUUGUUGAGCGAGCAUACGAAUGAGCCGGAAGAGGCUUGGCGAUAUGUGACGCUUGCGGGGGAUGUCGUGUCUGUCUCGCAGACCUUGGGACAGAAGAGUAAGGCCAGAAAAGUGUUGGAAGGGCGAGUUGAAGAGGCCAAAGGUGUUGUGAGGAUCGUCAUGUCGAGGACCACGGAUCCUCUCCAGAGGGCGACUUUCCAGUCCCAAGCUCUCAACCAUCUUCUCAGCUCCACCAUCCUCCUUCCCACAUCUCCCUCUGCAUUCUACCACCUCGCGCACGCUUACGCCGCCGCCCGCCAAGUCCCCGAAGCCACCGAGGCUGUCCGCCGGGCCCUCGAACUCGAAGGCGAUGAAGAAGCCGAGCUGGGAGAGCAUGAUGAGAAGGAGAGGCCGGUGGGCGUGGAAGGGUGGUUGCUGUUGGGGAUCUUGUUGACUGCUCAAGGGGAAUGGAAUGCGGCUAGAAAGGCGUUGGAAGCUGGUAUCAAUAUCUGGGAAGACGCCGAUGCUUUGCCCCUCUCGGUCGAGACGGUACCGUCGAUUGCCCCGCUUCUACAACCGUCCGGUCUUCCAACGACUUUACCGACUCUACCACUCUGCCCGCCACCGCCAGACACCAAGCUAUCUCAGGUCAUUCGUCUGAGGACGACCCUCAACGGGGUGGUCGAAAAGAUGAGGGGGUGUGAAGAGGCAAUGGUCAAUCAGCAGGAGCUGUUUGCAUUCUUCUCGGGCAGGUGUAGGUUGGUGUCGGAGAGGAAGAGGAGUAGUACUGUUGGUGCUGGGGCUAGUGUUGAAUUGACUGGGUUCAGAGAGGGUGGUUUGGAUGGAAGUUAUAUCAGUGUGAGGGACGAUUUACCUCAAAUACAUACACCAAGCCAACAAUCAUCCGCUGGAUCCAUUCAAGGUCCCACCCUCGCCCAGCCUAUCCCGCGUACAUCCUCCCCGCCUGCGGGAGACGCUCUCGAUGUCCCCCAACGUCGGUCCGUCUCUCUCAGGGGAAGAGACCGAGCUGGAAGCUUGCGAAGGGGAUUGGGCAAGCAUUUGAACGUCUCCAGGGCUUCUGCCGUUGCCGGGGGUGAGGCGGAGGGGUCAGAUGCGGAUGUUUCUACCAGGUUGCGAUCGCCGUCAACUGCACAUUCAAUCGCCCCUACUGCCAUCCACUCCACCUACCGCUCUUCCCGUACUCCUGCUCCUCCACCUCCAUCCCAGCCUUCUUCUGCGCCGGAUCUGCAUACAAAGGAAGAGAAGCGGAUUCUGAGUGAUUUGUGGUUGAGCAGCGCGGCGACUUUUAGGAGGUGGGGCAAGACGGAGCAAUGUCUUGUGGCGGUGAUGGAGGCUGAGACUUUGGACCCCGGAAACCCGGACGUAUGGGUGCAGUUGGGCCUGUACCAUAUCGCCACCAGCCCCAAGGAGGGCGAGCCGGCAUAUGAAGGGAAGAAGAGGCAGCAAGAGGUAGUCUGGAAAAAGGCAGAAGCGGCGUUUGUCAAGGCAUUGUUGAUGAAGCCCGACUAUCCUCAAGCGAUAAUCGGGCUUUCAAAGCUGUAUCUCGCAUCGCCAUUCACACCCCCGCCCCGCCCUACCCCACCGCUUCCCUCGCCCGCCCAGUCGCAGAAUGGAAAGGCCACAGCGCCUGAGCUAGUACCUUCUUUACAAGGACCCGACCUCGCCGAGUCUUUGCUCAACCAGCUGACGCAGGCUCAUGGGUGGGAUGAUCCCAUGGCGUGGUUCUUGCUGGGCAAAGUGGCAGAAAGGCAGGGGAGGGGAGAUAGGGCUAGGGAGUGCUGGGAGUUUGCUUUGGGUUUGGAGAAGGGGAGAGGUAUCACGGGAUGGGAUGUGGCGAAGGAAUGGUUGUAG
Cryptococcus wingfieldii CBS 7118 is the source of this 3573-nucleotide messenger RNA. RefSeq lists its product as hypothetical. The coding region runs from base 1 to 3573 and encodes 1190 amino acids. Gene Ontology annotation, molecular function: protein binding. The record is from RefSeq and is a predicted model, not a curated record. NCBI's taxonomy places the organism in Eukaryota, Fungi, Basidiomycota, Tremellomycetes, Tremellales, Cryptococcaceae. The transcript has 4 exons.